Messenger RNA from Miniopterus natalensis, 2105 nucleotides. RefSeq names its product regulator of calcineurin 1 (gene RCAN1). Lineage: Eukaryota; Metazoa; Chordata; Mammalia; Chiroptera; Miniopteridae. Gene Ontology annotation, molecular function: calcium-dependent protein serine/threonine phosphatase regulator activity; nucleic acid binding. Gene Ontology annotation, biological process: calcium-mediated signaling. The record is from RefSeq and is a predicted model, not a curated record. Gene Ontology annotation, cellular component: nucleus; cytoplasm.
CAGGCUCCGCGCAGAACCCCAGCUCCGCGAAGGCGCCUCUCUCGGGCCGACUGCGCGCAUCCCUGGCGCUCUCCCCGGGAGGAAGCAAGAUGCAUUUCAGAAACUUUAACUACAGCUUUAGCUCCUUGAUUGCCUGUGUGGCAAACGGUGACAUCUUCAGUGAAAGUGACACCAGGGCCAAGUUUGAAUCCCUCUUUAGGACGUACGACAAGGACAUCACCUUCCAGUACUUCAAGAGCUUCAAGCGGGUCAGAAUCAACUUCAGCAACCCCCUGUCCGCCGCGGACGCCCGGCUGCGGCUGCACAAGACCGAGUUUCUCGGGAAGGAGAUGAAAUUGUAUUUCGCUCAGACUUUGCACAUAGGGAGUUCACACCUGGCCCCACCGAACCCGGACAAGCAGUUUCUGAUCUCUCCCCCCGCCUCGCCGCCCGUCGGCUGGAAGCAAGUGGAGGACGCCACCCCCGUCAUCAAUUAUGAUCUCUUAUAUGCCAUCUCCAAGCUGGGGCCAGGGGAAAAGUAUGAACUGCACGCGGCCACCGACACGACGCCCAGCGUGGUGGUCCAUGUGUGCGACAGCGACCAGGAGACUGAGGAAGAGCUGGACAGAACCAGGAGGCCCAAGCCCAGAAUUAUCCAGACCCGACGGCCGGAGUACACGCCCAUCCACUUGAGCUGAGCGGCCCCGACCAGGGGUCCGGGUCACACUCGCGGGGAGGCCCGUUUUACUGUGAGAGCACCGGGCGCGACCUUGGGAGCAGCAGCCGUGGCCCAGGUGGCGGGAUCCGGUGCACACUGCUCGGCAGAGGCUCGGGGCUCGGGCUCCGGCUCUGACACCGCAUGUCACUCACUGUUCACGGCCCCGGGAAUGUCCCGGGCCAGCCACGGCGCCUGGGUGAUCGCACACAGACUUUAGGGGACGUCCUGAGAAACCCGAUAACUAGUGUUUUGUGCUCGUUUUUCCCGGUGGUUCUGCUUUUGCUGAGGGCAGGCUGAUCACGGGGCCCGGGUCCGUCCCAGGCAGCCCUUGGGGUGGACCCUGUCCUGCCGGGAGAGGCACCGUGAUCACCGAGAGCUUUGAGAACCGCUGUGCAGCGUGGAAACUGUAGCGUCCUCCUCCCUCGUGCCUGCUGUCCCUGCAUGUGUGUCACUGGCCCCCAGAACUAACCUCUGUGCGUGUGGAGUCGCACCCCGGUCACCCCGCGUGUGUCUGGAAGACAGGAGAGCGUCGGGAAGCCGCCAGCUUCCAGUCCACGACUCCUCGCAGCAGCGCCCCCCCCAGGCCCCCGGGGCCGCUCGUCCUGUCGGGGGCACCCCCCUGCGCUCUUCCUGAAGGAGUCCGUCCAGAGUCCUAGGCAGGGCCCGCGUCCAGCGUUCGGAGACGUUGGACUCUCGGUGGGCGAGACGUUUCAGCCUCGGCGCCUUGGCUCGGACGUGGGUCUCCUCUGUUUCUGUCACCUGGCGUUUGUAAUGUCCCAGCCGGACCCUGCCUUGGGAGUUGCUGGUUAAGGUCGUUGAUUUUUUUUUUACCCGCUGGAACAUCACGGUGAACUUGUAAAUAAAGCCGAGGACACACACUCCUCCCUCUGUGCACGCGGGCGGGAUACGCAGCAGCGGGAGGUGGCGGGACUCGCGCCCUGUAGGAGACACCGGACAGCACGACCAGACUCGGACUCAGAGCCCGAGGGGCGGCGGGGCCUGGGGGCCUGAGGCGCUCGGUGCGUCCCUGCUUGUCCCGCGGGUCGGCCCCGCGGUUGUCGUCUGCGACUUUUCCUAGCUGCACUGUGUGCGUCCGGCGGACAGGCGUUCCCUUGGCCUUAGAGCACCGGCGCGGAGCCGUGGCGCUGAAGCCCCGGGCCGGGAGCGGUGCGCUUCGGGAUGAGGCCCGUGGUUCUCUUCAGGAGCGGAGGCGCUCGGCUGGUCACACCAAGAAGCCGGAUGCUCUCCAACCCUGUUGGCAGCACCGGGCGGGCUGGGGCCGGUGCGGAGACGUCGCGUCGCUUUUCGGUGUCCCUGGCUAAGUGCUUUUAAACUGGAGAGACAACCUCAGAGUAUUUUUUCUAACUGCGUUCUAUAAUAAAUUGACAUGACAUGCUCUUACGGAAAA